CUUUGGGUUUUCCGUCUCUUUCCCUCCUCUCUCUCUUCCCCCGGCGAAAAAGGCAGGAAGGCCUCCGCGAGGACCGGCCAUGUCGACGCUGGAGAUCGAAGCUCGGGACGUUAUCAAAAUAGUCCUGCAGUUCUGCAAAGAGAACUCAUUGCACCAGACCUUCCAGACGCUACAGAGUGAGUGCCAAGUCUCAUUGAAUACAGUGGACAGCCUUGAAACGUUUGUUGCAGAUAUCAACAGUGGAAGGUGGGAUGCAAUAUUGCCUCAAGUGGCGCAGCUUAAGCUUCCUAGGAAGAAAUUAGAAGACCUAUACGAACAGAUUGUUUUAGAAAUGAUUGAGCUUCGUGAGCUAGACACAGCACGUGCUAUUCUUAGACAAACUCAGGUCAUGGGUGUUAUGAAACAAGAGCAACCUGAGAGAUAUUUACGUCUUGAGCAUCUCUUGGUCCGAACAUACUUUGACCCCAAUGAGGCAUACCAAGAGUCAACUAAGGAGAAGCGGCGGGCACAAAUUGCUCAAGCUAUUGCUGCUGAAGUUUCUGUGGUACCGCCAUCUCGACUAAUGGCAUUGAUUGGUCAGGCUCUGAAGUGGCAGCAACACCAAGGAUUGCUGCCCCCAGGCACACAAUUUGAUUUGUUUCGAGGAACAGCUGCAAUGAAGCAAGAUGAAGAUGAUAUGUACCCGACAACCCUAGCGCAUCAAAUAAAGUUUGGAAAGAGAAGUCACCCAGAAUGUUCUCGAUUCUCUCCAGAUGGUCAGUACUUAGUUUCAUGUUCGGUUGAUGGAUUUGUAGAGGUUUGGGAUUACAUAAGUGGGAAGCUUAAGAAGGAUCUGCAGUAUCAGGCUGAUGAUGCUUUCAUGAUGCAUGAUGAUGCUGUGCUUUGUGUUGAUUUUAGCAGAGACUCGGAGAUGCUGGCAUCUGGAUCACAAGAUGGAAAGAUUAAGGUUUGGCGUAUUAGAACAGGUCAAUGCUUGCGACGUCUUGAGCGAGCGCAUUCUCAAGGUGUUACUAGUCUUACAUUUUCUCGUGAUGGAAGCCAGCUAUUAAGUACAUCCUUUGACAGUACUGCCAGAAUCCAUGGCCUCAAGUCGGGAAAACUAUUGAAAGAGUUUCGAGGACACACUUCUUAUGUUAAUGAUGCGAUCUUUACAAAUGAUGGUAGCCGUGUUAUUACUGCUUCCAGUGACUGUACUGUAAAGGUGUGGGAUAUGAAAACUACAGAUUGUCUACAGACUUUCAAGCCACCACCUCCUUUGAGGGGGGGUGAUGCAUCUGUGAACUCUGUCCAUUUGUUUCCAAAAAAUACUGAGCACAUAAUAGUGUGCAACAAAACAUCAUCAAUAUACAUCAUGACUCUCCAAGGACAGGUUGUAAAGAGUUUCUCCUCUGGUAAGCGGGAGGGAGGAGAUUUUGUUGCAGCCUGUGUAUCUCCUAAAGGAGAAUGGAUCUACUGCGUUGGUGAAGAUAUGAAUUUGUAUUGUUUUAGCCAUCAGUCUGGUAAGCUAGAACAUCUUAUGAAGGUUCAUGACAAAGAUGUGAUUGGUGUUACCCAUCAUCCUCAUAGAAAUAUGGUUGUUACAUAUGGUGAAGACUGUGCCAUGAAAAUAUGGAAGCCUUGAGUGUUGACGGCAAUGCUAUGCCUAUGCAGUCUGAAAAGUUCACCUAAUUUGUAUCUGUAAUUGUAUGAAAUUUUGCUAGUCUCUUUCACUUGGUAGGGUCACCCGAAUUUGCAGCAUCCUGUGAAUCAUUUAGGUGUUCUUGAUGCACUCUAUUCAUUGCCCUCCUGUAAUGGAAAGGAACGUCUAGAUGAUUUGUGAGACACAUUGGAGAAAAUAGAGCUCAUGUAAAACAUGAUACUCCAUAAAUUUAAAAAGCUGGGGGGCAAAUUGUUGGGACAAUUUGUUAUUAAAAUGAGCAAUCAUAUGCUAUUCAUGGUCUGUCUUG
This is a messenger RNA of Phoenix dactylifera (date palm), 1946 nucleotides long. It is a transcript of the gene SMU1, whose product is annotated as transducin family protein / WD-40 repeat family protein. Gene Ontology annotation, molecular function: protein binding. NCBI's taxonomy places the organism in Eukaryota, Viridiplantae, Streptophyta, Magnoliopsida, Arecales, Arecaceae. Gene Ontology annotation, biological process: mRNA splicing, via spliceosome. The record is from RefSeq and is a predicted model, not a curated record.